Stegodyphus dumicola is the source of this 1561-nucleotide messenger RNA. It is a transcript of the gene Paics, whose product is annotated as PAICS bifunctional enzyme. Gene Ontology annotation, molecular function: phosphoribosylaminoimidazolesuccinocarboxamide synthase activity. The record is from RefSeq and is a predicted model, not a curated record. Gene Ontology annotation, cellular component: cytosol. Gene Ontology annotation, biological process: 'de novo' IMP biosynthetic process. NCBI's taxonomy places the organism in Eukaryota, Metazoa, Arthropoda, Arachnida, Araneae, Eresidae.
CAAUUAAUUUUAUCGCCCUUCAUCUCCGAACUAUUUCGUAAUUCUGUCUUAUAAAUUUUACCUGAAAGCUCUGAAUCAUUCAGUGUUUAACACGGGAUCAUUUGAUUUAUUACUGGAUUAUUUCAGUUAGCCCUACCUUUCAUCAUGUCGCCCGCACUGGAAAGAGGAGCCUUAAUCAUUGAAGGAAAAACUAAAAAAAUAUUUGAAAUUGUUGGUGAGCCAGACAAGAUUUUAAUGGUAUCUAAAGACAGAAUUACUGCUGGAGAUGGAGCCAAAGCUCAUGAUAUGGAAGGAAAAUCUGUCAUUUCGACUGCAACUACUGCCAAAAUCUUUGAAUAUUUGAACGAAGUUGGAAUAAAGACACAUUAUAUCAAGCAGCAUGAUGAAAGAUCUUUGAUUGCAAAAAAAUGUGAAAUGAUACCUAUUGAGUGGGUAUCUCGGCGACAUGCUACAGGAUCAUUCCUUCGGAGAAAUCCUGGUGUUAAAGAAGGAUACCGUUUUUGUCCAUUGAAACUAGAAACAUUUUACAAAGAUGAUGCUAACCAUGAUCCUCAGUGGUCUGAUGAGCAGCUAAUCUGUGCUGAACUAGUUGUUGGAGGAUUAAAAAUUGGAAGAAAUGAAGUGGAAAUUAUGCAUAAAACUACUGCUUGCAUAUUUGAAGUUUUAGAAAAAGCAUGGUCAUCGCUUGGCUGCAGCCUGAUUGAUAUGAAAGUAGAAUAUGGAGUGACUACAAAUGGUGAAUUAGUUCUGGCUGAUGUUAUUGACAGUGAUUCAUGGCGUCUCUGGCCAUCUGGAGACAAAAGAUUAAUGGUUGAUAAACAAGUUUACAGGAAUUUGAGUGUAGUAACUCCAGAAGAUUUAGAGAAAGUUAAAAGAAAUUUUCAGUGGGUUGCUGAAAAAGCCAAAGAAUUUCUUCCAGCACCAAAAGCUCAGGCUGUAAUACUGAUGGGAUCACCGUCUGAUAAAAAUCACUGUUUGAAAAUUAGGGAUGCAUGUGAGAAGCUUGGAGUACCCACUGUGUUGAGAGUAACAUCUGCUCAUAAAGGCCCUGAUGAAACUCUUAAUAUUAUUGCCCAGUAUGAAGGUCAUGGACAGCCAAAUGUUUUCAUUGCUGUUGCUGGACGAAGCAAUGGGUUAGGUCCUGUCACAUCUGGUAAUUCAGCCUCACCUGUAAUUAACUGUCCUCCAAUAACAGCUGAUUGGGGCCGGGAGGAUAUAUGGUCUUCACUUAGAUUACCAUCGGGUCUUGGUUGUACCACCGUUUUAUCUCCUGAAGGUGCUGCUUUAGCGGCUGCUCAAAUUUUAGGUCUUACAGAUCAUGUCAUUUGGUCCCGCUUGAAAGCAAAGCAUUUGAAUGUUUGGAUUGAGUUAAAGCAUGCAGAUAAAGACAUAUCAGCAUAAAAUAUAUUUUUCAGUUUGUGCUCUGAAAUAAAUUUGAUUUGUUUUUCAAACUUCAGAAAACUAUAUAAAUAGCAACAAAAUGUAUUUUUAUAUGGAAUAUAAACUUAUUAUACAUGUCAUUUAUUUUGAUAAACAAAAUAAAGAUAUUUAGCUAAAUGAA